AUUAUCAUCAUGUUCGCUAUCAUUGACAUAAUUGUCAUUACUAAAGCAAUCAUUAUUCUGUUGUUAGUUAUUAAAUAUGUGACUGAUAAAAUGUGUGUGUGUGUGUGUGUGUGUGUGUGUGUGUGUGUGUGUGUGUGUGUGUAAAAUUCACUUGGUCGAAAAAUCAAUAUAUUGCUCUGUUUGGUCUUAUCACGCAAUGUAACGUUUUUUUCUUUUAAUUACUGUUGGAACCUCGCAUUAGCACACUCCCAACAUACUGGACACAUCCCCAGACCUACACCUUGUACCUAUUAACUUAUGGGUUGACAUAGACCACUUAUAAAAAGAGACUCGACAACCGGCAUAAUUCCACCAGGGAAUCGACCCCGGAACUCUAAUGUUUGUGAGGCUGCACUACGUACCUUUCACUGUAUGUCUUUUUUUUCUAGUGCGCGAGUGCCCGCGUAUGUGUGUGUGUGUGUGUGUGUGUGUGUGUGUGUGUGUGUGUGUGUGUGUGUGUGUGUGUGUGUGUGUGUGUGUGUGUGUGUGUUUUAAUAGGUGAUCAUAAUUGAUAAGUUUUCAUCCCCAAAAUAAUAUAAAAUGUAAACCAAUAUUCUUUUCAUUUAAUGACUUUCUUUACUUUCAUACAAAUUAUUUUCAUUACAGGAUGUUUUUCUUCAAAUAUGAUACCUUUUUUUUAAUGCCAUCAACAUAGCAACGUCAGCAAAAUCAUAUAAAAUAUUGCCUUUCAACGUAAUCACCUCAUACUUUAAUCCAUUAACUAGAUAAAUUCUCAAAAAAGAAAUCGGGAGUGAAAAUUAUAUUGUAAUACUUUAACUAACCUUCCUACGUUUUUCUUCCCAUUUUCUAUAAACUCUCUCCGCCUCUGCCGACGAAUCGCCGACAUCUACGCUUCCUCUGCCCAACCGAUCCCGUGCCUUUAACAGACUGACAAUCACUGCCUCGUGUCCAAUGAACCUUCAGUAUUUCCCGAUGGAUCGUCAGCUCUGCAUCAUCGAAAUUGAAAGCUUCGGCUACAGCAUGGACCACAUUCGCCUUUCUUGGCACGCCGGAGAUAAAUCGGUGGUAAUAGAGUCGGAUGUCUCCCUGCCACAGUUUCGAGUCCUCGGCUACAAUAGAAAAACAAUUAUAUCAUCAACGUCGACAGGUAACUACUCACGACUUCUGUGUGAGAUCAUGUUCGUCAGAUCCAUGGGCUACUAUCUUAUCCAGAUAUAUAUUCCUUCCUCGCUCAUCGUGGUGAUAUCAUGGGUCUCCUUCUGGCUCAAUCGCUCAGCCACCCCUGCAAGAGUGUCCCUGGGAGUGACCACCGUGCUCACCAUGACUACCCUCAUGUCCUCCACCAACGCCGCCCUGCCUAAAAUAUCCUACGUCAAGUCAAUCGAUGUGUACCUUGGCACCUGUUUCGUCAUGGUUUUCGCCUCUCUCCUAGAAUACGCCGCCGUGGGCUACAUGGGGAAGAGGAUUCAGAUGAGAAGGACUCGUGUGCUGGCAAUGCAGAAGCUUGUGGAGCAGAGGAAGCAGCAGGUGGUGGAUCACUCCCACACCUCCCACGACCAACCGGAUCACAUGCCUAGGACAACAGAGGUCCGCUACAAACUACACGAUCCCAAGACCCACUCGAAGGGAGGAACACUUGAGAACACUAUCAACGGACGUGCAGACGAGGAGGCUCCCCCGCCCAUCGCCAACCUUCUCCCCCAUAAGGAUAUCAACAAGGGCCUCAACAAGCUGUAUGGUUGCUCACCGUCUGACAUCGACAAAUACUCUCGGAUCGUGUUUCCGGUAUGUUUCGUCUGCUUUAACCUCAUGUACUGGAUCAUCUACCUGCAUAUUUCCGACGACUCAACAGAAGAUCUAAUCCUACACAGUAGCGAGUGAGAAGGUGCCGUGGAAAGGAGACGAUGUACUAAACAAAGAAAAAGAAGUGCUGAUACUCAUUGUACAAAAAGUAAUAAUAAUACGAACAGUAAAAUAUACAUGAAAAAGAAUAAAGAUUCGAAAGAAAAUAAGAAAGACACAUACAUACGUUUCAUUAAAUUUAACAUAGGAAAUUGAAUGGAAUGGGUAUCCGUUACUCUACAGCAAGCGCUCACAUGCACACAUAUACAUGCAGGCGCAUAUACUAAGAUCGGCUUAUAUUUACAAUUACGUAAUUUUGCUACGUUAAUGUUUCCUUGUGAUUCGUAACAUUUUGGAACAGGCCCCCUCUUACACGAAGACUUGCAUACACACAAACGUACAUACAUAGUAAAUUAUAGUCUUUAACUUCUCUUACAUCUAUUAAUUACUGCCCUUGUUAUUAUUAUAAUAGAUCACAAUUGUUAUUGUAAUUGGUUUGGUGUUCUUUACGGUGCGGAUGCGUUUUAGUCAUGUGAUCGUUAUUUUUAUCAUUACUGUUAUUAUUAUUAUUAUUAUUAUUAUUAUUAUUAUUAUUAUUAUUAUUAUUAUUAUUAUUAUUAUUAUUAUUAUUAUUAUUAUUAUUAUUAUUAUUAUUAUUAUUAUUAUUAUUAUUAUUAGCAUCUUUUGGAUUGAUCGUAAGGAAUAGUUUGUAAUGUCUGAGAUAACAGCAUUUACAUUACUAUGACUUGUCUCAGGUUACGGUAAUUCUCAUGUAACUGUAUAACUGUAAUGCAGUGAUAAUCAUAACUACAAUUACCCCCUCUAACACUUUCUUCUAGUUAUAUUUCCCUGUUUUUUUUUUUUUUCUCACUAAUUUCCUGCUUUACUCGGUCUCCUCUUACCUGUUUCUUCCUGUUGUAUCUACUCUUCCUUUCCUCUUCCUCUUCUUCUUUCCCUCCUCUUCCCCGCCCCCCCCCCCCCCCCCUUUUUUCACGUCUCUUAGCCUUGUGUCGUGAGUUCAUUGGAGAGAAAUAUAUCUCUCGUUGCCACGCUUAAACUCGCUUCCUUCCACAUCUGAGAACUCAAGGCCCAAGGCUCGGACAAGGGUGGUUCACGCUCUAUAGAGAAGAUAAUACGAAAAAAGCUUGACACGGAACGAGGCCCGCCGCGGUGCAUGGAAAGAGGGCAGGAAGGGGAGGAGAGAAGAGUAUCCGAAUGAAGGAACGGAGGGAAGGAUAACACCGCGCCGGGCCAAGUAGCUUAAGAUAAUGGAGUUACGGAGUGGUGAUGACAGUCAUUACACAGUCACUCUUUCCACUUCCUUCUUGGAGUACUUUGUAUAGUGUGCGUGGCGGCUGUUGUUGCGGCUGAUGUUGUUGGUGCUGCUGCUGCCCUGUCUGUCAGCCAGCCAGUUAGUCAGCCAGCAGUCGCGUUUGUACUCUGAGAACGAACUUUGUACUAGACUAUCAAUAGCUCUUCAUCAUCGUUCUUACUUACUACUAGUAGGUCAUGUGUUGAUCCCUUUACGACCUUGUCUAGAGACCUCUAGACUGGGCUAUGUUUGUUUCCUACUCCUUCUCCUCCUCACCCUCCUACACGUGAUCCUUUCCUUUUAUCUCCAGUCCUCGCCCUCGUCCUCUACUUUCUUCAUUUCUCACUUUUUUUCAAGAAGCUUUCCUGUACAAAGGCCACCCACCGAUCUGCUCACCACACAACCGUUGCUGUUUUCAGGCUAACACGAGUGACAUGUCUUUCAAGUGUCUGUUUGCCCCGGGGUACUCAUAACCGGGUUGACUACUAUUGCAGUAGCGGAGUUGCCUGUCGAGACUUCGUUUAUAUGCACACUACAUCCCCUCGAUGGUGAUUUUUAUGUUGUAGGCCCAAAGAGAUUUCUUGGCGGGAUCUCUUUGAUGUGAUAAGUAGAUUUCUGAGUUUCAUGACCCAUUACGUGGCGUUCACGAGUUACUGGGUACUGCAAGGAUAUCACGGGACAGACGUGUCAUUUACCAGAGAGCUACUAAUACUGAGAUGUAUAAUAUAUAAAUAGAUAAACCUAUAAAUACUAUAUGACUUUUGUACGAAACUACUACCACUACAACUACUACUACAACUACUACUACAACUACUACUACUACUACUACUACUACCACUACUACAACUACUACUACUACUACCAAUACUUCUACUACUGCCUCUACUACUACUUCUACUACUACUACUACUACUACCACUAUUGCUACUACUACUAACGGGCCGCGGCGGAGUCGAUGGGCUGGGCAUCAAGACGUGUCCGAAGUGCUAAUUGUGAUAAACUUGAUAGUGAGGCGAGUGUUGGUAAGCCGCCUCGCCCCGAAUGUCUCUCGCAGCUCCCCGCCUGCCUCCCAAUGCCCGCUCACCUCUGAGGCACUGCUUGAAUGCGGUACUUCACCUUGCUGUCGGCGGCUCCCCACCCUCCCGGUGAACCCCUCUACACACCCAACCCCCAACUAGACCAUCCCCACCCCAUCCUACCCUGCUACGGUGUGGUGUGUGUCCCCCCCCCCCCCUUCUCCUCACAUAUAACUUAUCUUGUGAUACGUCGACAGCCUCAGGACGCUGCAGUGUGUGUGUACAGUGAAACGCGUUGUUUGGAGUCCUUCUUAUCUAUAUACAUGGUGCCUCAAGGCGUCGACCACCACCACCACCACCAUCACCGCCACAACCUUAACAUCAGCUACAGCAGCAACAACUGCAAUAUCGUCGUCCUCACAGCUACCGCCGUCGCCGCCGCCGCCACCGCUGCCAUCAUCAUCAUCAACAACAGCAGCCAGGACUCCUUCACGUUCCCUGGAAUCCACCACUACCACUUCUCACCACCACCACCACAACCACCAUUCCCCCACCACACUUGGCACACACACGCCCAAAACAGCCAUUAUUUCAGCGUGUGAUCGCCCUAGAUUUAUAUACAGGAGAGGACACAGAAUAAUAUAUUUACCGCGCGCCUCCUGCACCACCACCCUCCCCGCAGCCCCUGUUCCCUGCCGCAAUAGAUCCCUUGUCCUGGAGUAAGAGUUUGUUACGCCUUAAACUUUUGUACACUGCGCGAGCCAGGAAGGGCCGGGAGGGAAUGGGGGGUCCCUGGGUGGCGUUUCAGGAUGUGCCCGCAAGCAAACAGUCGCUUGAUGUGUGUUAUGAACGCCUCAAGCAUCUAUGUUCAUCGCUUUGUACCGCUUGAAGAUAUAUAGCAUACAUACGCUAAUGAUAAUAACUAGAGUACUUUGCGUUACUGGUCAAUGAGUAACUCAAUAACUUGGGGCGGAAAGUUCGGGAUAUACGCGGUCGCUUAUACCUACGUGUCUCUGCUGCCUGACACUGACCGCACCAAACUAGGCAAAUCCAUCUUAAAAAAAAAAAAUAAUAAUACCGCUAAAUUUCUCAUCACUUUCCUCAGACCGACCAGGCAGUUCGGUUUAUUUACAUUAGUUAAAAACUUCAAGAAAAAAAAGAUCGAGGUCAAGAAUUUAAAGUCUUGUCAACUAAAGGUGUACGAUAUGAGAAGGUACACGACAUUUUAAUUUCCCGUUCAGCAGAGGAGCGGACGUCAUUAGCUGAUCUCACCAGCCUGUCCGCUAUUUAUACAGAAGCAGGUCACCAGUUCGUUCUUCUGUUAAGCCUAAUUUGUCCUGGGGCUCAGUGUCAGCGCUCUUCACUUUGUACAUAGCUUUUAGGGUACCAUGUUAAGGCUAUCGAGUUUAUUUUGCAUGAAAUUUUCAUCCAUUUUUCGUCUUUCUUUCACGAUUAUAUCCCAGUUUUACGUUGUCUAUGCAUGAUUUACUUGUUUUUCGUCGCUUAGACCUGAUAUUUAAUUGUCUUCCUGUCCAACAUCAUCACUUAUAUCAUGAAUAUCGAUAACUGUCAAAAUCAUUAUUAUUAUUAUUACUAUUAUUAUUAUUAUUAAUAUUAUUAUUAUUAUUAUUAUUAUUAUUAUUAUUAUUAUUAUUAUUAUUAUUAUUAUUAUUAUUAUUAUUAUUAUUAUUAUUAUUAUUAUUAUUAUUAUAAUUAUUUUUAUUAUUAU
This is a messenger RNA of Eriocheir sinensis (Chinese mitten crab), 5899 nucleotides long. It is a transcript of the gene Rdl, whose product is annotated as gamma-aminobutyric acid receptor subunit beta-like. Bases 952 to 1881 code for a protein of 309 amino acids. Gene Ontology annotation, cellular component: neuron projection; membrane; synapse. The transcript has 7 exons. Lineage: Eukaryota; Metazoa; Arthropoda; Malacostraca; Decapoda; Varunidae. Gene Ontology annotation, biological process: regulation of membrane potential; chemical synaptic transmission; chloride transmembrane transport. Gene Ontology annotation, molecular function: extracellular ligand-gated monoatomic ion channel activity; GABA-A receptor activity; chloride channel activity. The record is from RefSeq and is a predicted model, not a curated record.